Ylistrum balloti is the source of this 2366-nucleotide messenger RNA. Its product is annotated as nuclear receptor subfamily 5 group A member 2-like. Gene Ontology annotation, molecular function: zinc ion binding; RNA polymerase II cis-regulatory region sequence-specific DNA binding; nuclear receptor activity. Bases 97 to 1758 code for a protein of 553 amino acids. Lineage: Eukaryota; Metazoa; Mollusca; Bivalvia; Pectinida; Pectinidae. The record is from RefSeq and is a predicted model, not a curated record. Gene Ontology annotation, biological process: hormone-mediated signaling pathway; tissue development; regulation of transcription by RNA polymerase II. The transcript is spliced from 7 exons. Gene Ontology annotation, cellular component: RNA polymerase II transcription regulator complex.
GGACGGAAAAGGAUAUCAAUUUGGAUGAAUCUAUGAACGCGGAAAGAGAUUUUUAAGACUUACAGUAUAACCGUAUCCAUUGGUUACUGUACCACUAUGAUACAACAUAUGGAAAAGUCGGAAUUUGACUCUCAAUUACAAAGUAAUACAUCAAACUCGGAGCAUGGCAGCAACUCCAGUCAGGGGGAAGGGAAUGACGAAGCUUCGACCUCAGUCAAUGAGAUGCAGUACCCUCCAGAUGUUAAGUCUGGCUUCGAUGAGCUGUGUCCAGUGUGUGGGGAUAAGGUGUCUGGUUACCACUAUGGUCUCCUUACUUGUGAAAGUUGUAAAGGAUUCUUCAAAAGAACAGUACAGAACAAGAAAGUGUAUUCAUGUGUAGAUAACAGAAGCUGCCACAUAGAUAAAAGUCAGAGGAAACGAUGUCCUUUCUGUAGAUUUCAAAAAUGUUUGAGUGUUGGAAUGAAGCUAGAGGCGGUGAGACAGGAUAGGAUGCGAGGAGGAAGGAACAAGUUUGGCCCAAUGUACAAGCGUGACAGAGCACUUAAACAACAGGUGGCCAGGCAACAGCACCAUCUUAUGGCAUCUUGUGGAAUGCACCUAAUGAAUGGAAUGGCUCCUCUCCCUCCCUCCUCUGAAGACAUUAAACCUGACCCUGCAAUCCUCCAACAAAUGGCUGCCAGUAUCAAUGCAAACAUGGGGAGUUAUGGGAUGAACCACUCCCCUCUUUCUGGCAUGCCCUCCCCUGCUAUGCCUGACUCGCCCCCUACAGAUCUGAGUCGGGUGUCUGGCAUGUCCCAGCAUUCCCCAGUGUCCUCGCCCCCUGGUCACUACUCCUCCCUGUCGCAGCAGACCUACCCCUCCAUGAUGACAGCAUUAAGGAACAACUAUAGUCCAUCACAGCAUCAUUCUCAGCACCACCCCCACUCCCAUCACCAGCCCAUCCACCCUCCCCAUCACCAUCAGCACCACCACUCACAACAACCCCACCACCACCACCAGAUGUCACCGAUGGCUGCAGCGCCACCUAUCGUGCCAAUUGUGCCUCAAUUGAUUAUAGACAUGAAAGCAAAUUUGACUGACGAAAAUGAAAUAUGUCAGAAACUCUUCUCAUUUGUGCAAACUCAGUAUGGUCAUGAGGAUGUAGUCAACCAGCCACUCAAACUAUUGCAAAUGAUAUGCAAGCUGUCUGACCAGUUGUUAUUCCUCAUGGUAGAGUGGGCAAGGACGUCAGUGUAUUUCAAGGAAUUCAAGGUUGAAGAUCAGAUGAAAAUGUUACAACACAGCUGGAGUGAGAUCCUCAUACUCGACUUGGUUCAUCGGCUAGUUCGGGAAAUAUGGUCAGGGGAGGUAACUCUAGAAAGUGGACAGAAGAUUGCUCUGGAUUGUCUGGAUAAGCUUGGUCUGGCAGAUGCUAAAGAUCGAAUUCGGGACCUCAUUCGCAAGAUGAGAGACCUAAAAAUAGACAUUAACGAAUACCUGUGCCUAAAGUACCUUAUACUUUUAAAUCCAGAUGUGCCAGGUCUCGAGAAUCGUCACCAUGUGGAACAGUGCCAAGAAAGGGUCAAUGCAGCAUUGAUGGAAUACUGUGUAAACUUCUAUCCAAGUGUCAAGGAUAAAUUUGGACAGGUGUUGCUUCGGUUACCGGAAGUGCGACUUAUCAGUAUUCGUGCAGAAGAAUUCCUGUACUUUAAACAUUUAAACGGAGAGCUUCCGGAACAGACACUUUUAAUAGAAAUGUUACACUCCAAGAAAAAAUGAUUUCUCCUGUGUUUAGGCUAGAUGUCUACAUGUGGAAUUGUUUAUGUAUAUCAAGAUUUUUACCUUUAGUCAUAUGAUAAUUAACAUUGUUUGUGAUGUCAGAAUAUGUGUUUGUACUGCAGCAUUGUGUACUAGUAUGUUUUGUAAAUACUGGCACCAAUAGUUCUACUAGUGUUGAUAACUAUAGACUCGAAAUGAGGUCAGUAUUCAACUUUCUUACCCCAGUUACAAACCAUGUCAAUGUCAGACUGAGGUCAGAUCUACUGCAGUUUUCAGAGGUUCAAGUGCUUGUGGUUCUAGUGACAAAAUCCAUGGUUGAUUAAUUUAUUUGUAUGUGAAAAUUAACACAUAAUCAAAACCUUAUGAUCAAUAGAGAGAGUGCUAAUCUUUGUUCAAAGAUAAUAUAUAUGUUAUUGACUAUUAUUUAUUUAUUGACAUUUCAUGUGUCACUUUUUUUUAAUGAUAAUCUUCAUCUAAACCUCCCCACAUUCAUCAAAUAUCCUAGAAUAUAAUUGUCUUUUAAAUAAUCUUGACUUGACAGAAACUUUUUUUUCAGUACUUAAUUCAGAUUUUUUUCUAAAUAAACACAAGUUAGGAUGUCCUGAAAA